AGGUGAUCAAUCUACAUCGGCCUCCAUUAGCUGACGAUCACUUUGAUUUGUUUGGCCGCCGGAGGACGAGGGUACGCCGGGGAGCUUGGAGAGCUUUGAAGGCCGACAUGUGGACAACUUUGCAGGCCGAACCACGCUGACUUCAGGCGGACUUGUUGUUCCUGCUGCUGCUGCUGCUGGAUAAUUGUUGGCUUUAUUUCUUUUUCCUGUAGCCUCCUGGACAAAGACAGGACACAAACAAACAAGUCAGCCGGUCGGUCCCGCCUGUCCCGCCAAGCUGCAGCAUCGGGGGAGAGCGAGCCACUGGCCUGAGCUGGGCGGCGCAGUGAGCGCCUGUAGCAUGAUGUCCUACCUCAAGCAGCCCCCCUACGGCGUCAACGGCCUGGGGCUCAGCGGCGCCGCCAUGGACCUGCUGCAUCCCUCUGUGGGAUACCCAGCGACGCCCAGAAAGCAGCGGCGAGAGAGGACCACCUUCACCCGCUCUCAGCUCGACGUCCUAGAGGCCCUGUUCGCAAAGACCCGGUACCCAGACAUCUUCAUGCGCGAGGAGGUGGCGCUCAAAAUCAACCUGCCGGAGUCUCGAGUUCAGGUGUGGUUCAAGAAUCGUAGGGCCAAGUGCCGUCAGCAGCAACAGAGCGGCAGCAGUGCCAAAGCCAGGCCCCCCAAGAAGAAGUCAUCUCCGGCCCGUGAGAGCACCGGGUCCGAGAGCAGUGGCCAGUUCACACCACCCGCCGUUUCCAGCACGGGUUCGUCGUCGUCUUCGUCCUCAUCGGCCAACCACACAGGCCCGGCGGCACUCAGCAGCACGUCCACGUCCAUCAGCACUGUGUCAUCUAUCUGGAGCCCCGCCAUCUCCCCCGGAAAUGCUCCCGCUCCUGCCGUAGCUCCGCUACCUGAGCCUGGACCGCCCUCAAAUGCUUCUUGCAUGCAGCGCUCUAUGUCGGGUUCAGCCGCCGCCGCCACCUCUUACCCCAUGUCGUACAACCAGACACCGGGCUACGGACAAGGCUACCCUGCCCCCUCUAGCUCCUACUUCGGCGGCGUGGACUGCGGCUCCUACCUGGCGCCCAUGCACUCCCACCACCACCCCCACCAGCUCAGCCCCAUGACAGCAUCGUCCAUGUCAGGCCACCCACACCACCACAUCAGCCAGUCUUCAGGCCACCACCACCAUCACCACCAUCAGGCGUACGGUGGAUCCGGCCUGGCUUUCAACUCCUCCGACUGCCUGGAUUACAAAGAGCAGACGGCCGCCUCGUCAUGGAAGCUCAACUUUAACGCCACAGACUGCUUGGACUACAAAGACCAGACCUCCUGGAGGUUCCAAGUCUUGUGAUCGGCCUUUUUUUUUUUUUUUUGCCCUCCCUGCUGGCGUUCUCACAUUAGCUCCUGUUCCUUUUAAAGAUUAGACAUAAGACCACAAGAUGGGAAUGCUGUGACUUCUUCUCUGAAAAAAAAAGAAAUGAAAUGAACAGUCAUGAGUUUAUUGGAGAUUAUUGCUGUGGAUGACAAACAUUGUUUCAAGAACCCCCCCUGCCCGCCCCCUCCUCUCUGUGACCACCAGCUCUCUGGACAGGAGGACUAUUUCACCUCCAAUCAAACCCCUUGUACAGUUUUUAUUUGAAAAAUUUGUUAUUUUAGAUGGAAGAAGAAGAUUUUUAGUCAGCACCUGCGAGGAGCUGAAAUGUGUAAAUAUGUAUUUGGGUCAGUUCCAGUGACCGCCUUUAGUUGGUGUUUUUGCAGCUGUUUAUUACCACUUUGCGAGGGAAUAAGGACAAAAAAAAUGUAUGUAAAUCUUUCCAAAGAGAUCAAAUUGGCCAACUUUUUAUAUAUAAUGUUUGUUUGACUCUGAGCGGUGGAAAAAAAUGUUUGAGAAAAUUUGUCUUGGAAAAACCCCAAAACUCUAGAUGCAGGGAUUAAUCUGGGUGCUUUUGUUUCCCCCGGAUGAUCUAAAAAUGGUUUCAGAUGGAAUUGUUCUGCUAGCUUCUCGUGAUGUUUGAACACAGCACUUGACUUCACGCUGGAGUCAACACAUUUUUAAAAAUUUUUAUUCUUUUGAAGAGGAAAUGUCCCAAAUGCCAGUGAGAUGUUGAAUGUAUCCUAAAGGCGACCAUGACCCUCACUUCCAUGUUCAUCCAAUAAAGAUCCCUUCAGUCAUA
Molecule: messenger RNA, 2159 nt
Organism: Doryrhamphus excisus (bluestripe pipefish)
Lineage: Eukaryota; Metazoa; Chordata; Actinopteri; Syngnathiformes; Syngnathidae
Gene: otx1
Product: orthodenticle homeobox 1
Biological process (GO): multicellular organism development; regulation of transcription by RNA polymerase II
Cellular component (GO): nucleus
Molecular function (GO): DNA-binding transcription factor activity, RNA polymerase II-specific; RNA polymerase II cis-regulatory region sequence-specific DNA binding
Source: RefSeq, a predicted model, not a curated record